UAAAGUGGCAAAAUUCACCGUACAGGGUAUAGCUGUCAUGUGGACGUGUCGAAAACGGAGGAAAGUAAACGGGAAUCACAGUCGCGACAAUGACGUCGCGCGACAGGACCAAUGAAUUUGUUAACGCUAUUCGAACAAUGCAAAGCAGAACCGUGGCUCGAACAGCGGUUUUGCAAAAUCCUCGUCGAGCACGUCAAUUACAAAGUUACUCGAACUUUAUGUUGAUAGCUAAGAGUAUUGGAAGGAAUAUAGCGAGUACAUAUGCUAAAUUAGAAAAGCUUGCAUUAGUGGCAAAAAGAAAAUCUAUAUUCAACGACAGACAAAUGGAAAUUGAGGAAUUAACAAAUAUUAUAAAAACAGAUUUGAAAAGUUUGAAUCAUCAAAUAGGAAAACUACAAGAGCUUAGUAAAAAGCAACGGGAAGGAUAUGGUGCUUCUCAGAGUCAUCACAUGGCCUCGCAUUCGUCAUCAAUUGUUAUGGCCUUACAAUCAAAGUUAGCAAACAUGUCAAAUCAUUUUAAAAGUGUACUCGAAGUGAGAUCAGAGAAUAUGAGAGAAGAACAAAGUAGAAGACAACAAUUCACUCAAGGAUCUGUAUCUACCAUGUUACCUCCAAGUGUAACUGGAAAACAAGGUUCAUUGUUACUGCAAGAAGAAAAUUCGCCUUCUUCCGUAGCUAUAGAUUUGGAACCAGCAAUGGGACAGUUAACAAUGCAACAAGCAAUUCAAGAUGAUAAUGAUGCAUAUGUCCAAUCAAGAGCAGAAGCAAUGCAAAGCAUUGAAUCAACUAUAGUUGAACUCGGUGGAAUUUUUCAACAAUUAGCACACAUGGUCAAGGAACAAGAAGAAAUGGUAGAAAGGAUAGAUAGCAAUAUAGAAGAUACAGAAUUGAAUGUGGAAGCGGCACAUGCAGAAAUCUUAAAAUAUUUCCAAUCUGUAACUAAUAACAGGUGGUUAAUGAUAAAAAUUUUCGCGGUUCUUAUAUUUUUCUUCAUAUUUUUUGUAGUAUUUUUGGCAUAAAACAAUUAUUACAUUAUUAUUAUAUAUAUUUCUUUACGCAACUUUGUAGUUGACCAUCCAUAUCCAUUACAUGUGAUAUAAGAUGAUCGAAGAACAAGACGAAUUUUUAUAAAAUUACGACUCAUUAGUCAUAGAAUUAUAAUAUAGUUAUUGCAUUCCUCAACCUCUUUGUUGAAUUGUGAAUACUGUAAGUAUUAAUUAUUAAAAGAUCCAUCAAUGUAGACAAAAUUCUACAUUGUUGUUUAUAAAAUGUAAAAAGGAAGCUGUGGGUAAUAAAUGUAUAAUUUUCAA
Frieseomelitta varia is the source of this 1310-nucleotide messenger RNA. RefSeq names its product syntaxin-5 (gene Syx5). Gene Ontology annotation, cellular component: Golgi membrane; SNARE complex; endomembrane system. Gene Ontology annotation, biological process: endoplasmic reticulum to Golgi vesicle-mediated transport; intracellular protein transport; vesicle fusion. Gene Ontology annotation, molecular function: SNARE binding; SNAP receptor activity. Lineage: Eukaryota; Metazoa; Arthropoda; Insecta; Hymenoptera; Apidae. Bases 90 to 1019 code for a protein of 309 amino acids. The transcript has 5 exons. The record is from RefSeq and is a predicted model, not a curated record.